Trypanosoma rangeli is the source of this 525-nucleotide messenger RNA. RefSeq names its product membrane associated protein. The record is from RefSeq and is a predicted model, not a curated record. NCBI's taxonomy places the organism in Eukaryota, Euglenozoa, Kinetoplastea, Trypanosomatida, Trypanosomatidae. The transcript has a single exon. The annotation marks the transcript as partial.
AUGGACUCGGCGGACAGCAUCGAGAAUAUACUUAUGAUGGAGAUGGAACGCGAGGUUGAGCGGAACAAGGCGAGCCGGCCCGAUCCGUACGGGAACAGGUCUGCGUUGCCUCCACCCUUCGAAAUCACUCCCAUAGACGAUCGUCUCGCACAAAAAGAUGAGAAGGCUAUCAAGGCAGAAAUUGAACGCAGGCUGCGGGCGAAGCAGCAGGAACAAACAAAUCGAGAGAACUUGGCGUAUUCCUCUUUUCCGCUUAACAGCUCCCCUGCGCUGGAGACUGCAGCUAUACACGCAUCAAAACAAUCUGACAGUAAAACAGACUCCGAGGAGCGUGCACUGCGAGAGGCUGAAGAGCGUGCACUGCGAGAGGCUGAGGAGCGUGCACUGCGAGAGGCUGAAGAGCGUGCACUGCGAGAGGCUGAAGAGCGUGCACGGAAAGAGGCCGAGGAGCGUGCCCUGCGAGAGGCUGAGGAGCGUGCACGGAAAGAGGCUGAGGAGCGUGCACGGAAAGAGGCUGAAGAGCGU